This is a messenger RNA of Lodderomyces orthopsilosis Co 90-125, 411 nucleotides long. It is a transcript of the gene ERG28, whose product is annotated as Erg28p. Gene Ontology annotation, cellular component: membrane; endoplasmic reticulum. Lineage: Eukaryota; Fungi; Ascomycota; Pichiomycetes; Serinales; Debaryomycetaceae. The record is from RefSeq and is a predicted model, not a curated record. The coding region runs from base 1 to 411 and encodes 136 amino acids. Gene Ontology annotation, molecular function: protein-macromolecule adaptor activity. The transcript has a single exon.
AUGAAUAUAGGAAUAUUGCCAUUCACUCGUGGGGGUAAAUUACCUUACUGGUUGCUCUUUAUUUCCAUUGUAUCCAUUUUCAAUUCAUUACAAACCUACCAAAAAGACUUGACUUUAACUAAACGAGUAUACAAUGCCAAACCACAACAAGUAACAAACUUAUCAGCAAGAACUUUUGGGACUUGGACAUUGAUUACGUCUAUAGUUAGACUAUAUGGAGCUUACCAUAUCACCAAUCCACAAGUAUAUCAGUUGACUCAGUUCACUUUUGGCGUGGCUGCAUUCCAUUUUUUGAGCGAGUGGUUAGUUUACAAAACUACUCUGUUGGGUAAAGGUUUGAUGGGGCCCUUAGUUGUGAGUAGUUUGAGUUUAGGUUGGAUGUGGUUAUAUAAGGAUUUUUAUGUUUUUUGA